AAUUCUAGAGUUCUAGAUUCUCUUUGUAUAAAGAUACGAAUAAAUCCUAAUCCACUAAAGAAUCAAAACAACCAUUAUAACAAAUUAUAAAUAUAUUAAUUAAUUCAUCAAAUCUCAUGUUUCUAACGAAGUACUCCUCUCUCUUCUCUUUUAUGUUCAUUCUUCUAUUGAUUCUUCACACAAACGAUGAUCGAUUACUACCAACCAGUAGAGAUUAACAUAGUCUCGGCUCAAGAUCUCGACUCCAUAAACCUUUUGUUCAGACCAACAGUCUAUGUUUCCGUCUCGGUAACACGUGGUUCACGUGACAAGCAAGUCACACCAGCUGCUGUUUGCGAGAAGAAACUCUUACGAUGGAACCAUCGUAUGAAAUUUUAUAUAGAAGACGACAAGAUUCAAAGGAAUGAGUCAGUGUUUGUGUUUCAAAUCAAGGUUAAGAAGUUUUACGGGUCUACAGAAGUUGUUGGAAAACUUUUCGUACCGUUAAAGCAAUUGAUUCACUUGAAUGAAGAGAAGACUAUAACUGAGCAUACCAAAAUCGAUUAUCAGGUGAUUACUGAGUCUGGAAAACCAAAGGGUUGUAUAUGUUUAGGGUUUAGUUUUGGGAGUGUUUUUAAGGGACAAAUUAGCGGUUGUGACUCGGAUAGUAAUGUUGGGGUUUGUGAGGAUUGUAGAUUAGGAGCUUGGGGAAUUAUUAAAGAUGUGCCAUCUGCUCCUUGUGAAGACGAUAUCUAUGCUUGAGAAAUCAUUUUUUUCUAAUAUUUCCCAUACCUUAUUAUUUUCCAUAUUUUUUUUAGGUCAAAGAUGAUUGAUCAUGAUAAAUUAUUUUGAAUAGAGCGAUAGUUUAUUUUGAUAACAAGGGAAAUAUAUUGUAUUCUUGAUUCUUCUAAACAAACUGAUUAUUGUUAUAGAGUUUGAAAAUUAACUGACGCAUGGACCAGUGCACAUGUAUAAUCUCUUAUAAAAAAUAGGAAUGGAAGCUUGAGAAUUACUAUCAUGUAAAGACCAAUAAGUCAUAUAAAAUCUAAAACUCCCACUACAAAAUAAAUCCCCCAUUGCAUUAACAAACUCUUUAAGCUGAUCUCUCUUCCCUCAAUCUGGUAGAGAGUAUAAAAAGAGAAUUGAUGAGAAUUCACUCAAGGAGACAAGAUGUUAGUUUUAUUUAAGUAUAAAAAUUAAGAAAUAAGUUUACAGUUUUAAGCGUAAUACUUCUUUUCUUUGGCAAGAAAAAAAAUUACAUGAGUUGUAAGCGUAAUACUUCUUUUCUUUGGCAAGAAGAAGACUUCUUCCUGAAAUUGAUUGAAAAUGUUAGUAGUUUUCUUUUUCUUAACAUAAUUAUUAAAUUACAUAGUUGAACUAUGUUUUGAUGAUAUGAUAAAACUUAGAAAAAUUUAUCCGGUUAAGAGAUUUAACAAUUCAUUAUAUCGAUUGCAAAAGAAGUCAGAAAUUAUAUUUGAUGUUCAAAUAAGAAAAACUCAUGUUAAUCUCCGAAGUAGAAAUUCCAGAUAUAUAAUAUUUUUUAAUCUAUAUGAAAAUCCUCAACUACAUUUAUUUUCUUCAAAGUCAACUCAUCCACCUUCCUUGGGCCUGAACAUUGAAAAUGAAAAUAAAACUUAAAGGAGUUGCUCUGUCUUUACAUAGCACAUCUAAGUAAACAAAAAUGCAGCUGACUAAACUAUAUAUAUCUACCAAAAAACAUCUCUAUACUUUGAACAAAGAAAACAAGAAAAAGUUCCAUAUACAGUUAGAGACGCAUGAGCCCCUAACCCUCCUCAAUAUUCUACAAACAUGUUCCAAAAUCCCUAACAAUCACAAAGAUCAUCGAUGGUUCUUGUCAUAUAUAUACGUUGUGUUAGGUGCUUCAUCCAUUAUAAUCAAACUUGAUCCCUUUCAUGCAACAUUUAUGGAGUGCAUGAUGUGUUUUCACUCAUGUUUUGUCAGUAAUCUAUUUGGUUUUCUUUGUAACUUGACAUUAUCCCAACACACUUUGAAACUCUUAAUCUACACAUGCUCUUGUUAUCUGUCUCAUUGCUUUACCUCUAAACACAACAAAGUGUUCAUACGUGUGUUUCAAUCGCAUAACCAUAUCCUUUUACAAUCUUUUAGAAAUUCAGAACUUU
Messenger RNA from Brassica napus (rape), 2120 nucleotides. RefSeq lists its product as uncharacterized. The transcript has a single exon. Lineage: Eukaryota; Viridiplantae; Streptophyta; Magnoliopsida; Brassicales; Brassicaceae. The coding region runs from base 187 to 741 and encodes 184 amino acids. The record is from RefSeq and is a predicted model, not a curated record.